UUCAAAGAGGAGAGAGGACUGUACCAGGACAAGAGGUUCUGCUUCAUCCAUCUGAGUGUCCAGGAGUUUGUGGCUGCUCUUCAUGUCCAUCAGACCUUCAUCAACACUGGAGUCAAUCUGCUGUCAAAAGGACGAACCACAUCCCAGAAGUCUGGAUCUGCAGACACACAGUUCUACCAGACUGCUGUGGACCAGGCCUUACAGAGUCCAAAUGGACACCUGGACCUGUUCCUCCGCUUCCUCCUGGGUCUAUCAUUGCCGACCAAUCAGAGUCUCCUACAAGGUCUGAUGAAAGAGACCGGAAGUAGCUCGAAGACCAAUCAGAAGACAGCUGAGUACAUCAAGAAGAAGAUGAAUAAGAAACUGUCUGUAGGGAGAAGCAUCAACCUGUUCCACUGUCUGAAUGAACUGGAGGAUCGAUCUCUGGUGGACCAGAUCCAACAGUACCUGACAGAUGGAGAUCUCGCCACAUCUGAUCUGUCUCCUGCUCAGUGGUCAGCUCUGGUCUUCAUGUUACUGUCAUCAGAUAAAGAUCUGGAUGAGUUUGACCUGAACAAAUAUUCUGCUACAGAGAAGGCUCUUCGGAAUUUGCUGCCAGUCGUCAAAGCCUCCAACAAAGCUCUAUUGCCUGGCUGUAACCCGUCAGAGAGAACCUGUGAAGCUCUGUCCUCAGUUCUCAGAUCCCAGUCUUCUAGUCUGAUACAGCUAGACCUCAGUAACAACCAGCUGAAGGAUUCAGGACUGAAGAUCCUGUCAGAUGGACUAACGGAUCCACACUGCAAACUGGAGACUCUCAGGUUGAGUAUCUGUAACCUGUCAGACAGAAGCUGUGAAGCUCUGUCCUCAGUUCUCAGCUCCCAGUCUUCUAGUCUGAUACAUCUGGAUCUCAGUAACAACGACCUGAAGGAUUCAGGACUGAAGAUCCUGUCAGAUGGACUAAGGAGUCCAGACUGUAAACUGGAGACUCUCAGACUGUCAGGAUGUCUGAUCACAGAGGAAGGAUGUUCUUCUCUGGUCUCAGCCCUAAGGUCCAAUCCAUCCUAUCUCAGACUGUUGGACCUGAGCUACAACCAUCCAGGAGCCUCAGGACAGGAGCUGUGUGCUCUAGUGGAGGACCCACAGUGUGUCAGGUUGGAGCCCAGUGGAGUCCGAUGGUUGAGACCAGGUCUGAGGAAGUAUUUCUGUGAACUCACCCUGGAUCCGAACACAGAGAACAGAAAACUCCAACUGUCUGAAAACAACAAGAAGGUGGAACAUGUGGAUGAGCUUCAGCCAUAUCCUGUUCAUCAUGACAGACUGGUGGACUAUCCUCAGCUGAUGAGUUCAACUGGUCUGACUGGUCGCUGUUACUGGGAGGUCGACUGGAGUGGAUACGUUGAAAUAUCAGUGGCUUACAGAGGAAUGGGAAGGAAAGGAGACAGAAGAGAUGCAAGAAACGAUCAGUCCUGGAGUCUGGUCUGUCAUAAAGGUCGUUACACUGCCUGGCAUAACGGCAAACACACACACCUCCCUCAGUCCUCCUCCUCCUCCUCCUCCUCCUCCUCCUCCUCGUCCGCCGGCAGAGUAUCAGUGUAUGUGGACUGUCCUGCUGGAUCUGUAUCCUUCUACAGAGUCUCUUCUGACAAACUGGUCCACCUCCACACCUUCAACACCACAUUCACUGAACCAGUGUUUUGUGGGUUUGGACUGUGGCCUGGAUCCUCUGUGUGUGUGUGUGAUGUGUAGACGUGGACAGAUGAAGACACAAUGAAGACAGAGGACGGACAGAAAUACAGACGCAAUGAGGACAGGAUGGACACACUGGAAAAACAAACCUUUAGAAUCUACUCAGUAAAAGUGAGGUAACAAUUUGCACUCAUUUUGGUUGAAUAGAUUUUACCCCAUAUUUUGAGUAAAAUGUGAUUAAAUUUAACAGCUAUAACACUAGAAGAUAUUAGGUCACAUCCACCUUUCAUAUCCCAAUAGAUUACACAACAAAUUACUCAUAAAAAGUGAGUAAUAGUAACUCUCAGUUGUUAAUAGGAAUAUGUUCAUCUACUUAAUUUAGGGCAGGGAGUAUCAAUCGAAAUAUUGAUAGUAUCAAUACUAAGGUGUGUGUAUAGGUAUCAGAUCAAUACUAAAAUUCCCAAUAUUGCCCAUCCUUAAUUUAGUUAUUAGUAACAAUUAAUCAGUAUAACUAUUUAACCAUUACUUAUUCAAGGAAGGUUAGUUUUACUCCAAAACCUGCUAAUCAUAGGAGGAAUUCAUCAUUCAACCCCAACCUGUAGAAACAUGUGAAGAAUAAGAGAUGAGGACUUCAAUGUUGUAUUUUACUUUAACCCACCCCUGUAUGGAACACCAUUACAGAGAAGAAUGAAACAAAGGAGCAACUUAGCUCAUGGUGCAAGAAUAUGCAACUCAACAGAAAUAUUCAUUCAACACAAAAAUAACUAAUCAGAACAUUAAAACACAUCAUAACUGCACUAUAUAUAAAAAAAACAAAACAAAAGCAACCCUUCU
Sphaeramia orbicularis (orbiculate cardinalfish) is the source of this 2499-nucleotide messenger RNA. RefSeq names its product NACHT, LRR and PYD domains-containing protein 3-like. The record is from RefSeq and is a predicted model, not a curated record. NCBI's taxonomy places the organism in Eukaryota, Metazoa, Chordata, Actinopteri, Kurtiformes, Apogonidae. The coding region runs from base 289 to 1725 and encodes 478 amino acids. Gene Ontology annotation, molecular function: protein binding. The transcript is spliced from 6 exons.